CAUUUGACAGCAUCUGUCAAAAUAGUCUUGUUAAAAAAAUGGUGUCUUGGAGUGCUCUAGGCCGAUCUUUCGGCAUAAACUUGCUUAAAAACCAGAUUAAAACACCAACUACUAUCCAAAAUGCCACCUUUACAACAAGUAAAGCCUUGAACGGAUCCCAUGGGGCGAAAACUUUUGUCUUACAACCAUCCAGAUGGCAAUGGCACAAGUUCAAGGAUAUGUUCCACUUCUACGCCAUGCUGGGUCUCAUACCGGUUGGGGCCAUCAUUUUCUACAGCAACGUGUUCAUCGGGCCUGCGCAGCUGACCCCCAUCCCUGAGGGUUAUGAACCAAAACACUGGGAGUACCACCGCCACCCAAUCACUAGAUUUAUUGCCCGUUAUAUUCACCAAAACCCCCAGCAGGACUAUGAAAAGUUCAUGCACGCUAUUGACGAGGAAAGGCAGAGGCAGAAGUUGCGUAAGUUGGAACAACAGAUCAUCAAAAAGAUGGCUGAGCGCCAGGACUACCAGGCAUACUAUUAUAAACCUUUGGUCAACAAGUACCACCGCAUUAACAAGAAGACCGGUGAAGAAAUGUACGACCGCAUGGGUGAUGAUUACAAAGAAUAAAUACUAUUAAAUGUUACUAUUAUAGAAAUUUUGCUGACCAUAGUAUACUAGUAAUCAAGUGUAUUGUCACAUAGUUCAGUGUAGAUAAAUAAACUAUUAAUUGUUUCAUAACAAUUUUAUUUGAACAACUGGCAUUAUUACAUGCAACCCAGUACUACCUAUGUCACGUUUUUUAUGUGAUUUUGUUGUUAUUUAUUUACUUACCUACAAUAUUUUGCGCCCAAGAUUGUUGAAAAUGUUAUGUACUAAGAUAUUUUGGGUAUAAAUAAAAGAGUAAGGCUUAUGGUAA
Messenger RNA from Helicoverpa zea (corn earworm), 900 nucleotides. RefSeq names its product NADH dehydrogenase [ubiquinone] 1 beta subcomplex subunit 5, mitochondrial (gene ND-SGDH). Bases 39 to 611 code for a protein of 190 amino acids. The record is from RefSeq and is a predicted model, not a curated record. NCBI's taxonomy places the organism in Eukaryota, Metazoa, Arthropoda, Insecta, Lepidoptera, Noctuidae. The transcript is spliced from 3 exons.